Molecule: messenger RNA, 411 nt
Organism: Helianthus annuus (common sunflower)
Lineage: Eukaryota; Viridiplantae; Streptophyta; Magnoliopsida; Asterales; Asteraceae
Exons: 1
Coding region: 1-411 (136 amino acids)
Biological process (GO): DNA integration
Molecular function (GO): nucleic acid binding
Source: RefSeq, a predicted model, not a curated record
AUGGUAAUCCGCAAAUUUAUAUGGGAACAUAUCAUUUGCAUAUUCGGGUUACCAUUGCGCAUUACCGACAACGGCACCAAUUUCGCAUCAGAAGAACUUGAAAAGUGGUUUAAGGAAAUGAAGGUCGAGCACAACUUUGCCUCUGUGGCGCACCCACAAGCAAAUGGCCAAGUCGAGAGCGUCAACAAACAGAUAGUUGAUGGUAUAAAGGCAAGGCUCGGGACGGUGCGCAGAGGCUGGGUCGACGAGCUUCCUAGCAUCUUAUGGGCUCAUCGUACUAUGCCAAAGACUAGCACGGGAGAAACCCCAUUCAGUCUUGUCUAUGGAUCGGAGGCGGUAAUUCUAGCUGAAAUUGGCCUUCCAUCACCGAGCAUGCUUGCCAUGGAAAAACAAAGCAAUGAGCAGGAAUGA